Messenger RNA from Sinocyclocheilus grahami, 1201 nucleotides. RefSeq names its product homeobox protein CDX-1-like. Gene Ontology annotation, molecular function: DNA-binding transcription factor activity, RNA polymerase II-specific; RNA polymerase II transcription regulatory region sequence-specific DNA binding. The record is from RefSeq and is a predicted model, not a curated record. Gene Ontology annotation, cellular component: nucleus. Lineage: Eukaryota; Metazoa; Chordata; Actinopteri; Cypriniformes; Cyprinidae. The coding region runs from base 296 to 1111 and encodes 271 amino acids. Gene Ontology annotation, biological process: anterior/posterior axis specification; animal organ morphogenesis; regulation of transcription by RNA polymerase II. The transcript has 3 exons.
AGGGUUUGGUGGUGUUAUUGGCUGGUCAUUUGAAUGCAAAUCGACAGGUUUUGAAGUCGUGGCUGACGUCAGGAGGGCUUGGUUAUACCUUUGCCUCCACCACCUUGACAACACAGUCACAUCAUGUUUGAUUGAAGCACGUCCAGGACUACGUCGCGUGACCUGGAGCCCAUUUUGGACUACUACACUUGAGAUAAACAGUACUGAGUCAGGCCUUGGUUUUGAGUGAUACUUGGCUUGAUGUAUGGCUGGCAUGUUGCCUUAAAAAAGUUAUUUUAGGGGUUUCUUUCAAAUCAUGUACGUUGGAUACCUUUUGGAUAAAGAGGGAAGCAUGUAUCACCAAGGAGCCGUGCGAAGAUCUGGCAUCAGUCUUCCACCACAGAAUUUUGUUUCCACACCUCAGUAUUCAGAUUUUACAGGAUACCAUCAUGUGCCCAACGUGGACACACACGCGCAGUCAGCGGGGACAUGGGGCCCUCCUUACGGCGCACCGAGAGAGGACUGGGGCGCCUACAGCCUGGGUCCUCCAAACACUAUUUCUGCUCCUAUGAGCAGUUCAUCCCCGGGACAAGUUUCCUACUGCUCUUCAGAUUAUAAUGCCAUGCACGGCCCGGGAUCAGCAGUGCUGCCUCCACCACCUGAAAACAUUUCUGUGGGCCAGCUUUCACCUGAGAGAGAAAGACGCAGUUCCUAUCAGUGGAUGAGCAAAACCGUGCAGUCCUCCUCAACCGGCAAAACGAGAACGAAGGAGAAAUAUCGAGUUGUGUACACAGACCAUCAGAGGUUGGAGCUGGAGAAAGAAUUUCAUUUUAAUCGCUACAUCACAAUCAGAAGAAAAUCAGAAUUGGCAGUAAACCUCGGGCUUUCAGAAAGACAGGUAAAGAUCUGGUUUCAGAACCGCAGAGCUAAGGAAAGGAAAUUAAUCAAAAAGAAACUGGGUCAGUCUGACGGCAGCGGAGGAUCAGUCCAUAGCGAUCCCGGUUCUGUCAGUCCCCUACCGGUACCAGGGUCACUGAGUCCGUCAGACAUACACGGUUCUCUGUACCCACCCCCAGGAAUGAGCGCCUUGCCAUCUAUGAGGAACAUACAGCAAGUUACUGUCACUCAGUGAACUCGAACUUGAAAGAUCCAACUUUAACUGAGCACUCCAACACGCUGAAAGGACUGAACCGAAGCGGACCGCUCGCGUGGCCAAAACGGA